CCUAACAAUUUUUUCAAGCACGUACCCGAGUCCGGGUCGGGUGAAACGAUCCGUUGCCACUCUAAAACCGCACCCACGAUUGCAUGGAUUUCCCCCCAAAACCCCGAGGAAUGAUUUUAAGCUCAAAAACUUGGAAUCAUUUUUGCUCUUUCCUUGUUGUUUUAUCAUACUUGUACCAGCAGGUCGCAACAAAGAGAUUCAAUUCAUUUAAUGCUGCUGGAGAGAGAGAGAGAAAGAGAAAGAGACAGAGUGUCGAUUAAUUCAAUGCUCGCAGAGAGAGAGAGAGAGGAGGCUAAAAAAUUGGGAGCUCUGCUUUAAAGAGAGAAAUAACGAUUGGGGUUUUCCGUACCUUAGAGAGAAAACCAGGAGUUAGAAUCUUUUUUCGUUUUUGUAGAGAAAAUGGCAAGUGGGGAAGAGGUGAGUAACCAGCAGAUCAUAUUGAAGAACUAUGUGACUGGGUUUCCCAAAGAAACAGACAUGGAGGUGGUGUCAAGCUCCAUUAAACUCAAAGUACCAGAAGGCUCUAACUCCAUUCUUGUGAAGAAUCUCUACCUCUCUUGUGACCCCUCACUGAGGGUUAGAAUGCGAAAACCAGAAAACUUGGGUUAUUUCGUUGGCUUCACACCUGGCUCUCCAGGUUCUCUAAGUCAUGAUUUCCUCUCUCUCCACUCUGUUCUAAGUAAUUUUGGUGUGUGUAAAGUGUUGGAGUCGGGGCAUCCAAAUUUUAAAGAAGGUAACUUGAUGUGGGGUGUCACUGGAUGGGAAGAGUAUAGCUUGAUUUCAAUGACGGAAUACCUGAUGAAAAUCACUAACACUGAUGUGCCUCUUACCUAUUACAACGGCCUUUUAGGAAUGAAUGGGCUGACAGCUUAUGCAGCCUUUUUUGAGGUUUGUAGCCCUAAGAAAGGGGAAUAUGUUUAUGUAUCAGCAGCAUUUGGGACAGUUGGGCAACUUGUUGGCCAAUUUGCUAAGCUUAUGGGAUGCUAUGUUGCUGGUUCCAAAGAAAAAGUGGAUUUAUUGAAGACUAAAUUUGGGUUCGACGAUGCAUUUAACUAUAAGGAAGAGGAGGACUUGGCAUCCACAUUGAAACGGUACUUUCCUGAGGGCAUAGACAUCUAUUUUGAAAAUGUGGGUGGUGUCAUGCUUGAUGCUGUGCUAUUAAACAUGAGACUCCAUGGAAGAAUUGCAGUAUGUGGAAUGAUCUCUCAAUACAACCGUGCUAAGUUAGAGGGAGUGAACAACCUCUUCUAUCUUUUAACUAAGAGAAUUCUCAUGAGAGGCUUCUUUGUACUAGACUAUGGUCACUUGUAUCCUCAAUUUUUAGAGACCACUAUAAAGCAUUUGACAGAGGGAAAGAUAGUGUAUGUUGAAGAUGUUGUAGAAGGCCUAGAGAAGGCCCCCUCUGCCCUUGUAGGGAUCUUUCAGGGCCACAGUGUUGGAAGGAAGGUGGUUCUCCUGGCUCGAGACUGA
Amborella trichopoda is the source of this 1470-nucleotide messenger RNA. The record is from RefSeq and is a predicted model, not a curated record. Lineage: Eukaryota; Viridiplantae; Streptophyta; Magnoliopsida; Amborellales; Amborellaceae.